Messenger RNA from Postia placenta MAD-698-R-SB12, 1002 nucleotides. RefSeq lists its product as hypothetical. The transcript has 3 exons. Gene Ontology annotation, molecular function: protein binding. Bases 1 to 1002 code for a protein of 333 amino acids. The record is from RefSeq and is a predicted model, not a curated record. Lineage: Eukaryota; Fungi; Basidiomycota; Agaricomycetes; Polyporales; Adustoporiaceae.
AUGGCCGAGGGUAACCAGCACGGUAAAAUGACCGCGUACAUGGCUGACGUCGAGAUCGCAGAUGCUGACCCGGAGGCGACUCAGAAAGAGUUGCGAGAAGCAGCCGCGCCAUUCAACAGGUUGAGCGCGGAUGUUAUUCUACGCUCCUCCGACAGAGUGAAUUUCCGUGUCUGGAAGAAUAUACUUGCAGAGGCAUCCCCCUUCUUCCACGAUCUGUUCAGUCUACCCCAGCCCGUGACCGCUGCGUCGGGGAAGCAGCAGGACGAAGACGAUUCAGUGUCGGUCGUGCCAAUGACAGAAGACAGUGUUGUCCUAGACAAGCUGCUUCGCUUCUGUUAUCCCAUCCGCGACCCUGAGUUCGCGAGUUUGGACGAGUUGCGACCAGUCAUAGAUGCCGCCAAAAAGUACCUCAUGGACGAGGCACUGCAGCUUCUCAGAACACGUCUGCUUGCAUUCGCGAGCGUGUCGCCUAUUUCCACAUAUGCCGUCGCUAUACGCUACGGGCUAGAAGAAGAAGCUCGUCACGCAGCAAAAUGCUUCCUCGGACAUGCUUGGGAAUGGGACAAAAUCUAUGUUCCAGAACUCGAAGAUAUCAGUGCAGGGGCAUACCAUCGGCUUCUCGAGUACCAUAGACGAUGCGGCGAGCUUGCGACUGGUCUCGUCAAGAUAUUCAGGUGGAUUGACUCUGCGAAUGCUUGGGUGUUUCUCGAAUGCUCCAACUGCGCAGGCGACCAGCAGCAAUGGUAUAUGCUAGGUGAUGUCCUACGGACUCCCAGGACUUGGUGGAUGCAGCAUAUGGAACGUUCUGGCAAGCUUUUGGAGAACAGGCCAAGCGCAGAAACAAUAAGAUCCACUGGUUGGACAGAUCAAGCAGUAUUGGAUGCUAUGAACUGCGCGGUAUGCAAGCAGAAGGUGGUGGAGCACAUGCGACGAUUCAAUGAGAAAUUUGCGGCCGAGUUGGACAGAGUUGUCUCUGAGGUCAAGUUGGAAAUCAGGAUGUAG